Anopheles marshallii is the source of this 1443-nucleotide messenger RNA. RefSeq names its product cytochrome P450 4C1-like. The transcript is spliced from 3 exons. Gene Ontology annotation, molecular function: monooxygenase activity; oxidoreductase activity, acting on paired donors, with incorporation or reduction of molecular oxygen; heme binding. Bases 1 to 1443 code for a protein of 480 amino acids. The record is from RefSeq and is a predicted model, not a curated record. Lineage: Eukaryota; Metazoa; Arthropoda; Insecta; Diptera; Culicidae.
AUGUUUCACACAAUCGUGCAGUGCGUUCUGUUUUUCGUUAUCGUUUACUGCUACCGGUUAUGGCAGAACCGUCGAACGCGGGUGUUGCUGGGUCGUGUGCCUGGCCCAUCGAAUUUACCUCUCAUCGGUUCGAUGUAUGUCAUCCCCGGUCGGGAUACAUCUCGAUAUCUUAAAACAUUGAUCGAUUUGGCCGGCACGUUUGGAUCCCCGUGCUGCAUCUGGCUCGGACCUGUACCGGUAGUGAUCGUUAGUACGGCUGACCAUGCUCGAAUAAUACUGACCUCACCAGCAACCUUGGAGAAAGCGAGCUUCUAUCGCUUUACACCGCUACAGGGCAUCUUUUCACUUCCGGCACAUAAAUGGCGCGCCCAUCGGAAAAUGAUUCAACCGAGCUUUAAUCAGUCCAUUUUGCGCAACUUUAUACCACUGUUUGAGCAAAAGGCUGAGGCGAUGGUGUGUGGGCUAUCCGAAAUGGUGGAGAAUGGUGAACUGUUUGAUAUCUAUCGCUUUACCGCCCGUUGCACGUUGGAUAUGAUUUUUGCCACCACACUGGGAACUGAUAUGCACAUUCAGGAAACUGCUGCUUGUACCUAUUUGGAUGUACUGGAGGAGUUAUUCGAAAUCGUAACCAUUCGUGCGGUCAACAUUUUCCUUCAUCCUCAGUGGCUUUACCGAUGGACCUCCGUGUAUCGCAAAGAGGUGAAAGCAUUGGAAGAAUUUUGCCGUCCAUCGAAAACAAUUCUGUACGAGAAACGAACGCCUCGAACAGUGACCACAAGUGGCAACCAGUUCGGUCUAGUUGAUCAGCUGCAAAGCUCAACACUCGAUAACGAAGCCGUAGAGCACGAGCUUAACACCAUUAUCUUCGCCGGCAAUGAGACAAGUGCCAUGACCGUGGCCAACACCAUCCUGCUGUUGGCAACGCACCCGAAUGUUCAGGAAAAACUUUACCAGGAGCUGCGAGUUCAGUGUGGACCCGAGGUGGAAAACAUUGGCUACGAAACUUUGAACCGCCUCACCUACAUGGAGAUGGUACUGAAGGAGUCGUUGCGAUUGCUACCAAUUGCAGCCGUAAUUGGACGAAGAACGUCGGAGGAACUCGAUCUGGGUGGUUAUCGCCUACCAGCCGGUAUCGACAUCAUAAUCGACAUAUUCGAUAUUCAUCGCAAUCCUGCUUACUGGGGCCAUGAUGCCGAUCGCUUUCGACCGGAACGGUUCGAAGCGCUCCAGUAUGAUCGGUUUGCACUGCUGCCUUUCAGUGCCGGGUCGAGGAAUUGUAUCGGUUUGCGGUAUGCUUGGCUGUCGAUGAAGACUAUGCUGCUGAAGGUACUCACACGCUACCGCAUUGAAACAGAUCUCAAGUUGGAAGAUUUGUCCACCAAAAUUGCUCUUACGAUGAAGAUUACCAACGGACAUAUGGUGCGCCUGAAACGGAGACAAUAA